Molecule: messenger RNA, 4446 nt
Organism: Chanos chanos (milkfish)
Lineage: Eukaryota; Metazoa; Chordata; Actinopteri; Gonorynchiformes; Chanidae
Gene: pola1
Product: polymerase (DNA directed), alpha 1
Exons: 37
Coding region: 1-4446 (1481 amino acids)
Biological process (GO): mitotic DNA replication initiation; lagging strand elongation; DNA replication
Cellular component (GO): alpha DNA polymerase:primase complex
Molecular function (GO): DNA-directed DNA polymerase activity; chromatin binding; nucleotide binding
Source: RefSeq, a predicted model, not a curated record
AUGGCUCCCGUGUCAAAUCCAGAAAAAGAAAUUGAUACGUCAGAACAUGAUGGGGAUGACGCGUGUGGCAUCGCUGUAUCACGCUCCAGGCGAGAGAGAAAGGACAAAACCGGACGAAAAUCGGCCUUGGAGCAGCUUAAGAGAGCCAAAAGGGGAGAGAAACUUAAGUAUGAGGUGGAUGAAGUGACCAGUGUGUAUGAGGAAGUGGAUGAAGAGCAGUACUCUCGCAUCGUCCGUGAGAGGCAGGACGACGACUGGAUCAUUGACGAUGAUGGGACAGGUUACGUGGAGGAUGGAAGGGAGAUCUUUGAUGAAGACCUUCAAGAUGAUGCUUUGGGCAAAGGCUCUAAAAGUAAGCAGGCAUUAACGGGAGGAGAUUCGAAAGACAAGAAGAACGUGAAGAAAGUGGCAGUUUCAAAGCCCAACAGCAUCAAGAACAUGUUCAUGAACAGCAAUGUUAAGAAACCUGUUGAGAAAGAUGUGGAUCUCUCCAAAGAUGACCUCCUGGGGGACAUUCUGCAGGAUCUGCACUCCGAUAAACUAGUGGUACCCAUGCCUCCUCCGGUCGUCACACUGAAGAAGAAGAAGGCCCCGGGAUCCCCCCUGAACCCCUUCUCCAUCAAACCUCCAGUGGUAAAAGAUUCACCUCCAACGCCAACAACCAAGUUGAAGUCAGUGAAUUCGGCAACGCGACCACCCCCAGAGAACUCCUCACCCAGGCUAGCAGCCCCUUCUCCACCCUCGAAAGCUGCUCCGACCGUGCAGAGCAAGAGAGUGAAGGUGGAGGAGCCAGAGGAAGUUGAUGAGGAGGUACAGUUUGAUGACAUGGACUUUGAUGAGCCCAUGGAGUUGGGAGCUGAAGAGCAGGACGUACCUGUGAAAGUGGAGGAGGAACCAAAGCCAAAGGCCACCGUUAAAAUAGAACCAAAGACAGAACCUCAGGACGAGCUGCUCAUAUCGGGUAUGGCUGGAGGCUCAUGCUGGGAGAAGAUGGAGGAGGGCGGUGAGGCCAGCGACGUUCCUGCGGAGGUGCAGGUGGACACCAGCCGUCUUCCACUGGUGGAGGGGCCAGAUGGAGAAAUGGUCUUCCGUUUCUAUUGGCUGGAUGCCUUUGAGGAUCAGUAUAGCCAGCCUGGUGUUGUUUAUCUGUUUGGAAAGGUGUGGAUUGAGUCUGCCAAGGCCUAUGUGAGCUGUUGUGUGGCUGUAAAAAACAUUGAAAGGACCAUGUAUUUUCUACCCCGUGAGCAUAGAGUGAACCUCGCCACUGGUGAAGAGACAGACGUCCCGGUAGGAAUGAUGGAUGUGUAUCAGGAAUUCAACAGCCUCUCUGAAAAAUUCAAAAUCAUGAAGUUUAAGUCCAAGAAAGUAGAGAAGAACUACGCCUUUGAGAUCCCAGACGUGCCUUCGCAGUGCGAGUACCUUGAAGUGAGAUACUCUGCUGAAUUGCCCCAGCUGUCCUCUGACCUCAAGGGCGCUACAUUCUCCCAUGUCUUUGGCACAAACACCUCCAGUCUAGAGCACUUUCUCCUACAGAGGAAGAUUCGCGGACCAUGCUGGCUUGACAUUAAGUCUCCCCAGCUAAGCAGUCAGCCAAUGAGUUGGAGUAAGGUUGAGGCCAUUGCCGUGAAGAGUGAACUGAUCACUGUGGUUAAAGACCUGUCCCCUCCUCCGCUGGUCGUCAUGUCCAUCAGCCUGAAAACCGUACAGAACCCAAAGACUCAUCAGAAUGAGAUUGUGUCUCUAGCUGCUCUCAUCCAUCACAAGUUCCCACUGGACAAAGCACCACCUCGGCCUCCUUAUCAGACCCAUUUCUGUGUGGUGAGUAAACCCAGCGAUUGCAUCUUCCCCUACGACUUUAAGGAAGCGGUGAGAAAGAAGAAUGGGAUAGUGGAGAUUGCAGCCACAGAACGUACACUUUUGGGGUUUUUCCUGGCUAAAAUGCACAAGAUCGAUCCAGACGUUUUGGUGGGUCACGACAUCUUUGGCUUUGACCUGGAAGUACUUCUGCAGAGGAUCAACGUAUGCAAAGUGCCUCAUUGGUCCAAGAUCGGCCGUCUCCGGCGGGCCAACAUGCCUAAACUGGGGGGCCGUAGUGGCUUCGCUGAAAAGAGCGCUACUUGCGGCAGGCUGGUGUGUGAUGUGGAGAUCUCGGCCAAAGAGCUGAUCCGCUGUAAGAGUUAUCACCUGACUGAGCUGGUAGCUCAGGUGCUGAAGGUUGAGAGAACUGUGGUGCCCUCAGAAAACAUCAGGAACUUUUACAGUGACUCUCCUCACCUGCUCUACCUGUUGGAGCUCACCUGGAUGGACGCUAAACUCAUUCUGCAGAUCAUGUGUGAGCUCAAUGUGUUACCACUGGCCCUACAGAUCACCACCAUCGCUGGAAACAUCAUGUCACGCACCCUGAUGGGCGGACGCUCUGAGAGGAACGAGUAUCUGCUGCUCCACGCCUUCCAUGAAAAGAACUACAUCGUUCCAGACAAACACUUUUUCAAGAAACCUCAACACGACCCGGUUGAUGAUGAGGAUGUGGAUGCUGGGAAAGGCAAAUCUGGUAAAGUGAAGAAGAAGGCAGCGUACGCGGGAGGCCUGGUGUUGGAUCCCAAAGUCGGUUUCUACGACAGGUUCAUCCUGCUUCUGGACUUCAACAGUCUGUACCCCUCCAUCAUUCAGGAGUUCAACAUAUGCUUCACCACUGUUCAGAGAGAGGCCUCUGGUUCACGCAAGAAGACCGAGGACGAUCCUGAUGAGGUUCCAGAACUUCCGGACCCAGACCUGGAGAUGGGUAUUCUUCCCAAAGAGAUCCGUAAACUGGUGGAGCGCCGUAGACAAGUCAAACAGCUGAUGAAGCAGCCUGACCUUAAUCCUGACCUCUACCUGCAGUAUGACAUCAGACAGAAGGCCCUUAAACUGACAGCUAACAGCAUGUAUGGAUGUCUGGGAUUCUCCUACAGUCGAUUCUACGCCAAGCCGCUGGCCGCACUGGUCACCCAUAAGGGCAGAGAGAUCCUUAUGCACACCAAGGACAUGGUUCAAAAGAUGAACCUGGAGGUAAUAUACGGAGACACAGACUCAAUUAUGAUUAAUACCAACAGUUCGAACCUGGAUGAGGUCUUCAAACUUGGGAACAAGGUGAAGAGUGAGGUGAACAAGCUGUAUAAGCUGUUGGAGAUUGACAUUGACGGAGUCUUUAAGUCUCUGCUUCUGCUGAAGAAGAAGAAAUAUGCCGCUUUAACGGUGGAGACCCAGCCCGACGGUCACUACACUGUCAAACAGGAACUCAAAGGCCUGGACAUCGUGCGCAGGGACUGGUGCGACCUCGCCAAGGAGUGCGGCAACUACGUGAUUGGGCAGAUUCUUUCGGACCAGAGUCGAGACACUAUCGUGGAGAACAUCCAGAGACAUCUGAUGGAAGUCGGGGAGAAGGUGAUCAACGGAAGCGUUCCGCUCAGCAUGUUCGAGAUCCACAGGGCUCUGACGAAGGACCCCCAGGAUUACCCUGACAAGAAGAGUCUUCCUCAUGUACAUGUUGCUCUGUGGAUCAAUUCCCAGGGCGGGAAAAAAGUCAAAGCUGGAGACACCGUGUCCUACAUCAUCUGUCAGGAUGGCUCCAAUCUCGCGGCCAGUCAGAGGGCCUACGCCCUGGAGCAGCUGCAGAAGCAGACGGGUUUGAGCGUGGACACACAGUACUACCUGUCCCAGCAGGUCCACCCCGUAGUGGCCAGGAUCUGCGAACCGAUCGAGGGCAUUGACUCCGUGCUGAUAGCCACAUGGCUGGGCCUGGACCCGGGCCAGUUCCGCUCAGUGCAGCAGCACCAGAGAGAGGAAGAGGGAGAUGGGUUUCUGGGUGCGCCAGCCCAGCUGACUGAUGAAGAGCGUUACCGCGACUGCGAACGUUUCACGUUCGCCUGCCCCGAGUGUGGCACAGACAACAUCUAUGACAGCGUGUUUGAGGGAGCAGGACAGACGCUGGAGCCCAGUUUGACGAGAUGCUGUCACAUUUCCUGCAGAGCGAGUCCACUGAACUACAGAGUCCAAAUCAGCAACAAGCUUCUACUGGACAUUCGACGACACCUCAGAAAAUACUACAGCGGUUGGCUGGUCUGUGAGGAUCAGGUGUGUCAGAACCGGACCCGUCGGGUCCCCAUCGUCUUUUCCCGUGCCGGUCCCAUCUGUCCGGGCUGCUCCAAAUCAACCCUUCGACCUGAGUACUCAGAGAAAGCCCUCUACAACCAGCUGUGCUUCUAUAGGUUCAUCUUUGACUGGGAGUACGCCCUCAACAAGGUCCUGACAGCCGAAGAGAGGGUGAAGUUUCGGAGUAAGAACUUCCAAGGUGAGAAGGAGGUGUACAAGAAGCUGAAGGAGGUGGUGGACCAUGCCCUGGCUUCAAGCGGCUAUUCAGAGGUCAACCUAGCGAAGCUUUUCCAGGCCUUUACGGUGCUUAAAUAA